UUUGAGGCCAAUGAUUUAUGCUGGAGCUUUUCCAUAUUGGAAUUAAUACAAAAGCAAAUCUUUAGCUGCUCAGCAGUAACAUCAGCCAGCAAGUUGAGGAAAAGCCCAGCGGCUUAGUUAUCCGGCUCCAACGAAACUUAGCAGUACCCACUUGCAAUGAGCAAUUAUUAUAUCUCCCCGGUAUCCGAGGAAGAAAUCAUCCGUUGAGUUUGACUUUCAACCAGCAGCCAGGUGACGCCGACCCAAUUAAAGGACCUAGAGCACAGAUAUAAAUCCAGUGAACAAGCCUGCGCUGGUGAAUUUUUGCCCAUUCUAGCAAAAUAUUAUAACUGCUACUAUUAGAGGAGUCAAUCCUUGGCAAUCCUAUUCCACAGCAAUCACUACCUUCAACAGCCUCAUUUUGCAAUCCAGAAGCAGCGAAUGAAAGAUGGGCAGGACUGGCUGCACCAUAGAUGGUUCCCUUGAUGACUCCAAGUUCAACCAGCCUAUCCCAUGGAUCGGCUUGUAUGUUGCAGCAGCAUCUGCAGCUUGUGCAAUCGCCAUGGCCAUUGAUACCCUUCACGGCUUACGCUACAAAAAGAUCUGGUUUCCUUCCAAGUUCUUCUCUCUCAAUGCAACAAGCCUCACCCUUUUAGCCGUGGCAACUAAACUUUCCGUUGAUCUGAACACCUCCAUGCCCCAGCGGCAGGAUCAGCUGGCAAAACUUAGCAGCACCGUCUUCAUCUGCACAGUGAUGGCUAAUUUCAUGCCUUCGCUUGGAAACAUGGAGAGCAAAGAGCUCCUGGCAAACUUGGUGGCUUUGGGAAUUUUUGCAAUCACAGUCAUAGUGAACAUCUGCAUCCAGUUAGGUACGGGUGUGAUUUAUGUUUUCUGGAGGGAAUACGCAGUUACCAUGGCUGUUAUGAUAAUUUUGCUAGCACUCAUGAUUUCUUCAGCUUUGACGAUUCCUAUGACAAAGAGUUACUUUGAUCUCAAAUACAAGAAAAAACAUAAAUUAGCAGUGAAAGAGUGCAAUGAUAAAUCUAACAGAUGCCCAUCCCAGAAAGCAUCUCACAGAUUGAAGGAAGAUUUGACAAAAUACUGGAUCAUGGCACACACCUGUAACCCCCAGUUUGUCAUGGCGCGCAUAGCAACAUGCAGUGCCUCAGGAGCAUUCUGCCUUUUGAGCACCGCAACUUUAGCAGAAGCUAUGAUCCGUUGUUUCUUCAUGCCCUGGGAGUUCAAGUUCUGUGUGGGAGACUCAGAUUACAAGUGGUCAACUACGCUCAUUUUAAUAAUUCAAACCGUAGCAAUCGCAGUUGGCACGGUAGCUCCAGCUUCAAGAUGGUUCGCUACCAUCAAUUUCAGGUGCCCAAAGAGAGCACACAAGGCCUGCAAAAAUAAAUUCAAACUGGAGAAAUACUGGACCCUCAAGCUCAAGCAAUUAAAAGAGUGCCCAUUGGGCUCGAGGUUGUACAGUCGGUUUUAUAGAAAGCUUGCACACAACCUAAAAGGCAAAAUCUUGGAUUUGUGUAUCUGGAUGCAGAUUGGGGUGGUGUUCUUAAGCAAGCAAGUCCGGUUUAUCUCCCUGUUCUUUAUCAUCAGGUUCCUGAUAAGCUACCGGUCCUUCUCAAACAUGAUCAGGCGCCUCAAUACCAGCAAUAGUAUGUCCCUCUAUGAUUCAGAGUUAGAGUCACAACCUAAUCCAAUGCAGGAUCUUAGUCGUUUUGUAAUGCACCUGGAGGGAGAGGAAGAGUUCAUUCAUAUGAUGACGAGAAAAAACUGCGACGCUACUGGCCAUUGGAUCAGGAUGGGGCAAAAGCAGCAGCCAAAACAUGCCAUACAACUCUUGGAGAAACUCAAGUCUUCUAAGGAGUUUGAGGGAGUAAUAAAGUUUGACAGUGACCUGGUCCAUUCAUUAGAUUCCGAAGAACCUCCAAAUUGCUGGGCGCUUCCUGUAGUGACAUUAACAAGCAUUGCAGUGGCACUUCCCAAAGUUGACCGUGACUUGGUUAAACAGUUGAUAAAUAGCGUACACGAAGCACUCAAAUACAUCAAUUUCAUUGAAGACAACCUAGAUGCAAAAAAAGACUUGAUAAACGUCAGGAAGGCAGCAGAAGUACUGUGGGUAGGAGUCGAUCUCCAUUACAAGUGGAUGGAUGUGGAUCUCCACCAACUAUCCCUCCAAGAUAAGCGUCCAAAAGUAAUAUUCGAAGAACUUGCUGAAAAAGCAAAGCAAAGGUUUAAGGAAUUUAAGGAGAAAGAUCCAAUAGCUUAUCUAAGGGAAAAUGCUUCCAAAUGGCCAACCAAUUUGUUAGUCGCCAAUUCAAUGUAUAGAAUAUGUCAGACUCUUGUGCUAAGUUCUGAUAGCGGAGAGUGGGAAUGUGGCAAGACAGCAUUUGAGAAACUGUCUGCUAUGAUUACUGAAAUAGCUGGGGCUUGCUUUACAAACUUACACCAUGCGAUCUCUGAGCAAUGCCACCAAAGUGCAAUUGAACAGAGGGAAGAUAGAGUUCGCAAUGCCAUUCUUCUUCUUGGGAAAACAGAGAAGAUAUUGGAGAUUCUCGAGCAGCAACCACUCCCAAGUUCAAACCCUGAGCAUUUGUUGCACAUUGACCAUUGGAGGAUGUUGAGCAAACGCAAAGAUCUUCUGGAGUGCAAUUCUUCAUCCACAAAAACUGACACAGCCUCCAGUAACUCCCCAGACUUGUAUCUUACUAUUGACUGAGAACUAAAGUUGGAAAGCUGGGAAUAGAUAAGCAGGUUAUGUAAAUUUCAAAAGAAGCAUAAUUAUUUGCUUCCAGAGCUAAUUUCAAAAAAAGUGAUGCUGUAUUAAAAAAUGUUUAAUCAUCUUUGUACAUAUAUAGUAAACCUUUGUAUUGCUAUCAAUGCCAAAAGCUCACUUGG
This is a messenger RNA of Coffea eugenioides, 2886 nucleotides long. RefSeq lists its product as uncharacterized. The transcript has a single exon. The record is from RefSeq and is a predicted model, not a curated record. The coding region runs from base 428 to 2707 and encodes 759 amino acids. NCBI's taxonomy places the organism in Eukaryota, Viridiplantae, Streptophyta, Magnoliopsida, Gentianales, Rubiaceae.